AGCGCUGCUGAGGUCAAUAGUGUUAAAAAUAUUUGCUUAUCGCAGGCUGACUAGCUAAACAAGCAAAGAAAAUUUUCUGUCACCAGGCAACAAAAUGAGAGUAUUGAUUGGUGGAGGGUCAGGUUUUGUCGGGCGUGAACUCAUCCAAAUGCUAAGGGGCAAAGGUCAUGAGGUCACCAUCAUUUCCAGACAGCCUGGCCCAGGAAGAAUUACAUGGGCUGCUCUGGAAUCUGGUGGCCUGCCACAUUGUGAAGGUGUGGUGAAUCUUGCUGGUGAGAACAUCAUGAACCCAAUGAGAUGGUGGAAUAACCAUUACAAGAAGGAUCUGGUUUCCAGUCGAGUAGACACUACGAGAGCUUUAGCUCAUGCUAUCGCUGCCUCCACUACUCCUCCGCAUUCAUGGGUCCUGAUCACUGGUGUGGCAUGUUACAAGCCCUGUCUUCAGACACAAUACACAGAGGACAGCGAGUGGGUGCCUUUUGACUUCCUGUCUCAACUGGUGAAAGAGUGGGAAGAGGCAGCUCAUCUCCCUGAGAAUGCUGCCAAGAAUACCAGACAGGUGGUGAUUAGACCAGGGGCUGUGUUGGGACGAGAUGGUGGGGCAAUGAAGCAGAUGCUGACCCCGUUCCGGCUGGGACUUGGAGGACCCCUGGGCUCCGGGCGACAGCCCUUCCCUUGGAUCCACGUCUCAGACCUGGCUGGGAUAAUCGCGCAGAGUCUUGAACCCUCAAGAUCUCCCCUUUCUCCACACCCAGAAGUGUUUAAUGGAGUUGCUCCAUCACUCAAAACCAACUUUGAAUUCACCAAGGAGUUGGGGCACCUCCUGAAAUGGCCAACCAUGUUUCCUGUGCCGGGCUUCUUCCUGGACACCGUGCUGGGCUCAGAGAGAGCGGUUAUCCUCACUCAAGGACAAAGAGUUAUACCAAAGCGAACACUGGAGUCUGGUUACAAGUUUCAGUACCAAGAUCUAAGGUCGGCCUUACAAGAAAUUGUUCGAAACUGAUUGUUCCCAAAAUAGUGGUUAUGAAAUGUAGUUCCUGUACAGAUAUGCCAUGGCUAAUUGAUGCAGAAAUGAUACCAUGGCAGUCCAUGUAUAAUAACACUAUAAUGAUCUAAAUAUAUAGUCAAUGAACAAUGUUGAAGAUAAGACUUUAUUGAUCCCAAACGAAAUUGCAUUGUAAAUACUCUGUGAAUGGAUGGUCAUCUACGUUUUCCGAGGUAUAAAAUAAUUUGUACAGACA
Electrophorus electricus (electric eel) is the source of this 1241-nucleotide messenger RNA. It is a transcript of the gene sdr39u1, whose product is annotated as short chain dehydrogenase/reductase family 39U, member 1. The record is from RefSeq and is a predicted model, not a curated record. Lineage: Eukaryota; Metazoa; Chordata; Actinopteri; Gymnotiformes; Gymnotidae.